UUGGCCUGACACAUGCUGGUCAAGUGUCGUGUCUUCGUUCUUGCCCAUAUUGAAGAUUGGGCGUUAGGAAUGGUAGAUGGUCAAGUACGAUGACGAGAGGGGGGCCCUUGCAUGCCUUAUAUGUGGCCUGCUCGUAUAUGGUUUCCAGCGGAGCGCGGACUUCCACCCUUGGCACCCUUAUCAUUCCUCUGGGAUGUUUAUGCUGCCAAGCGACGACACGCACAAUGGUACCCACGUUAGAGGCAUCUCCGUCAUCCUGCUCGAGUUAUCUUCCUCAGGAUAGGCUUGGAAGUUGUAACUAUUGUCGAGGGUUUGAGUCAGUAUCCAAUAAGGUGUUGGCUGGCUGGAACCAUGUUGCAUGGCACCAAGAAACUCAAGAAACUCCCUUGGCGUCUGUCAUUGACCUACCUGUUCGUCAACUGCUGCCGAAUAGAGUGCAGAUAUCUAGACUCAUGCUACAGCUAGACAGAUGCGGUGACUUGUUCUACUAUGCCUUGUUGCCUGACUAGAAAUGUGUCGACAAAUGUGUGGAUUGUGGUGAAGUUGGUGGCGAUCAAUGGACGUCGUCGGAUGUCGGGCCAAGACAGCCCAAGACCCUGAGACUGCCAAGAACGGUAUGAACCCGCGGAGGUUUGCUUUUGCCAUCACUGCCAUGGAGGGCAACCCGGGGUCACCGUACACGUGCCAACCUUGUGGAGAGAUACGUGAUACGUAAUGAUUGUGAGCUGAUUCAACGACCGUGGAGGAAGGCGAUAGGAGCGAUGACAAGACCAAGCCCAGAACUAGAGAUGGCCGAUAACCGAGCAUAACACUCGGCAUGCAGCGUGAGGGCGAAUACAAAGACAAGCAAGCGAUGCGAAGAGAAGAGAAGAGAAGGCUUUGCCUUCAGUCUUGAGGUCGAAUGGUGCUUGAGAGGUUGCAAGACCUGCAAAAUUGACAAGCU
Messenger RNA from Aureobasidium pullulans EXF-150, 943 nucleotides. RefSeq lists its product as uncharacterized. The transcript has a single exon. Bases 90 to 509 code for a protein of 139 amino acids. Lineage: Eukaryota; Fungi; Ascomycota; Dothideomycetes; Dothideales; Saccotheciaceae. The record is from RefSeq and is a predicted model, not a curated record.